Messenger RNA from Sparassis crispa, 1293 nucleotides. RefSeq lists its product as hypothetical. The transcript has 7 exons. NCBI's taxonomy places the organism in Eukaryota, Fungi, Basidiomycota, Agaricomycetes, Polyporales, Sparassidaceae. Bases 1 to 1293 code for a protein of 430 amino acids. The record is from RefSeq and is a predicted model, not a curated record.
AUGAGUGUAUGGCCCGUGCAAGGUCGUCUCCGUACGCCAAAGAUGCUCUUUCUCUGGCCUCUUCAAAUUACCAAGAUACCAAGUAACUUCUCGCCGUCUUUCGUGCGAGAAGUCCUGCAGCUCGCGAUGCAUAAGGCUGCCAUGAGCCUCUCGGAGAGCAAGCAGGCGUCGAGCGGGUUUGAAGAUAUCGAUAUCGACGUUCCACAUGCAGUUUUGGCGGACAUAAUCCAGGUUUACUUUGAUCCUGCGGCCGGCGAGCAAGCAGUUACCAUUCCGCAGGGUGUGUUUCAGGUGAAUGGACGCGAUAUGAUGAUCAUUCUUGUGCCGCGUGAGUCCAAGACUACUACUCUGUAUGCACAGCCUGUUCCGAACCACACAAUCAGUCCCAUAUCUCGCUCUUUGCUGCAUCAUGUUGACGAAGAGCAACACCAGUUGACAUUACAAGCAUACAGUCAACUCCCGCAACAGGAGUUUCUCAUACCACAUCAAUCAUGCACGGACCGCAGUGACGGGAAGCUAGAGGCAUCACGAGAAGGUACCCCCGAGAGUCAGUCCAUGUACUCGGAAAUGCGUGCGCCCUCGGAGGAGGGGGAUGGCUACGCCUCUCUGGAUGUGCAGACUCUCUCGCAACCACGGCCUUGCACCCCAGAAACCCAGGACGUCAUGGCUCGCAUUAGAGCGUAUGUUAGUUCCACAACCCCUGUUCCAUCUCCCGCCCAUACGGCUUUCACCACGGUCCCAUCGAGUCCACCGUACUCGGUUCUGACCUUACCCUCUGAUCUACGGAAGCAACACAGAUCUCCUCACGCGUUUUCGACGCCAUUGGCGAGGUAUAACUGCCGCACCGUUAGCAGCACAUCCUUGGUCUGCUCGCCGCAAUUUGGUGUCAUCACUCGCAUUUACCUCAUCAACCUCGUGGGUACUCGACGCAAAAUCGGUGUCAAGAAGAUGAUUUCAUCUUGUCCAGGUCAAAAGAGGCUGCCGGGAUGUGGCCCUCGUCGCCGAGAGCUCGGAUGCUCUACGUGGCCCAGUUGCGCGAUGGCGUUGAUGAAUCGCUUGUUGGUCACGUUGUCCAGACGAUCCAACCAGCGAGGAUGCCAAGUUUUUGUACCAUCUUCAAGUUCUACAAAAUCCUUACCGUCCUCGAGUGGCUUGUGUUGUGACAGGCUCUCAAAGUCUUUCUCGGAAAUACCCAAGAGCGACCACGACAUCGAAUGGAUGAGUCGCUGUAGUACCGGCGCUGAAUUCGCCUUCGCCCUACCACCUUGUGCACUCUCGCAGCUCUCAAGAUGA